AUGGACAAGACGAUGAACCAGCAAGAAUUUGUAACUGUGAAGGGAGAGCGUUACGACACCAAGCGUCCGAAGGAUUCCGAAAUCCUCAAAGGCGAUGGCUCGUUCAUGGACAGGACGAUGAACCAGCAAGAAUUUGUAACUGUGAAGGGAGAGCGUUACGACACCAAGCGUCCGAAGGAUUCCGAAAUCCUCAAAGGCGAUGGCUCGUUCAUGGACAAGACGAUGAACCAGCAGGAGUACGUGACAGUGAAAGGCGAGCGUUACGACACCAAGCGUCCGAAGGAUUCCGAAAUCCUCAAAGGCGAUGGCUCGUUCAUGGACAAGACGAUGAACCAGCAGGAGUACGUGACAGUCAAAGGCGAGCGUUACGACACCAAGCGUCCGAAGGAUUCCGAAAUCCUCAAAGGCGAUGGCUCGUUCAUGGACAAGACGAUGAACCAGCAGGAGUACGUGACAGUCAAAGGCGAGCGUUACGACACCAAGCGUCCGAAGGAUUCCGAAAUCCUCAAAGGCGAUGGCUCGUUCAUGGACAAGACGAUGAACCAGCAGGAGUACGUGACAGUGAAAGGCGAGCGUUACGACACCAAGCGUCCGAAGGAUUCCGAAAUCCUCAAAGGCGAUGGCUCGUUCAUGGACAAGACGAUGAACCAGCAGGAGUACGUGACAGUCAAAGGCGAGCGCUACGACACCAAGCGUCCGAAGGAUUCGGAAAUCCUCAAAGGCGAUGGCUCGUUCAUGGACAAGACGAUGAACCAGCAUAGAAUUUGUAACGUGAAGGGAGAGCGUUACGACACCAAGCGUCCAGCGAAGGAUUCCGAAAUCCUCAAAGGCGAUGGCUCGUUCAUGGACAAGACGAUGAACCAGCAGGAGUACGUGACAGUCAAAGGCGAGCGUUACGACACCAAGCGUCCGAAGGAUUCGGAAAUCCUCAAAGGCGAUGGCUCGUUCAUGGACAAGACGAUGAACCAGCAGGAGUACGUGACAGUCAAAGGCGAGCGUUACGACACCAAGCGUCCGAAGGAUUCCGAAAUCCUCAAAGGCGAUGGCUCGUUCAUGGACAAGACGAUGAACCAGCAGGAGUACGUCACAGUGAAAGGAGAGCGUUACGACACCAAGCGUCCGAAGGAUUCCGAAAUCCUCAAAGGCGAUGGCUCGUUCAUGGACAAGACGAUGAACCAGCAGGAGUACGUGACAGUCAAAGGCGAGCGUUACGACACCAAGCGUCCGAAGGAUUCCGAAAUCCUCAAAGGCGAUGGCUCGUUCAUGGACAAGACGAUGAACCAGCAGGAGUAUACAGUCAAAGGCGAGCGUACGACACCACGUGACAGUGAAAGGCGAGCGUUACGACACCAAGCGUCCGAAGGAUUCCGAAAUCCUCAAAGGCGAUGGCUCGUUCAUGGACAAGACGAUGAACCAGCAGGAGUACGUGACAGUCAAAGGCGAGCGCUACGACACCAAGCGUCCGAAGGAUUCCGAAAUCCUCAAAGGCCGGGAAAUCCUCAAAGGCGAUGGCUCGUUCAUGGACAAGACGAUGAACCAGCAGGAGCGAUGGCUCGUUCAUGGACAAGACGAGAACCAGCAGGAGACGUGACAGUCAAAGGUGAGCGUUACGACACCAAGCGUCCGAAGGAUUCCGAAAUCCUCAAAGGCGAUGGCUCGUUCAUGGACAAGACGAUGAACCAGCAGGACAGGCGACAGGCGCCGGGGGUACGUGACAGUCAAAGGCGAGCGUUACGACACCAAGCGUCCGAAGGAUUCCGAAAUCCUCAAAGGCGAUGGCUCGUUCAUGGACAAGACGAUGAACCAGCAGGAGUACGUGACAGUCAAAGGCGAGCGUUACGACACCAAGCGUCCGAAGGAUUCCGAAAUCCUCAAAGGCGAUGGCUCGUUCAUGGACAAGACGAUGAACCAGCAGGAGUACGUGACAGUCAAAGGCGAGCGUUACGACACCAAGCGUCCGAAGGAUUCCGAAAUCCUCAAAGGCGAUGGCUCGUUCAUGGACAAGACGAUGAACCAGCAGGAGUACGUGACAGUCAAAGGCGAGCGCUUACGACACCAAGCGUCCGAAAGAUUCGGGGAUCUUCGCAGGUGACGGGGAGAGCGUUACGACACCAAGCGUCAAGUGACACCAAGCGUCCGAAGGAUUCCGAAAUCCUCAAAGGCGAUGGCUCGUUCAUGGACAAGACGAUGAACCAGCAGGAGUACGUGACAGUCAAAGGCGAGCGUUACGACACCAAGCGUCCGAAGGAUUCGGAUAUCGUCACAGGCGACGGGUCCUUCACCGACAAGACAAUAAAUCAGCAGAGUAAUUGUAGUGAAGGAGAGCGUUACGACACCAAGCGUCCGAAGGAUUCCGAAAUCCUCAAAGGCGAUGGCUCGUUCAUGGACAAGACGAUGAACCAGCAGAGGAUGCGACAAAGUGAAGAGCGUUACGACACCAAGCGUCCGAAGGAUUCUGAAAUCCUCAAAGGCGAUGGCUCGUUCAUGGACAAGACGAUGAACCAGCAGGAGUACGUGACAGUCAAAGGCGAGCGUUACGACACCAAGCGUCCGAAGGAUUCGGAAAUCCUCAAAGGCGAUGGCUCGUUCAUGGACAAGACGAUGAACCAGCAAGAGUACGUAACAGUGAAAGGCGAGCGUUACGACACCAAGCGUCCGAAGGAUUCCGAAAUCCUCAAAGGCGAUGGCUCGUUCAUGGACAAGACGAUGAACCAGCAGGAGUACGUGACAGUCAAAGGCGAGCGUUACGACACCAAGCGUCCGAAGGAUUCUGAAAUCCUCAAAGGCGAUGGCUCGUUCAUGGACAAGACGAUGAACCAGCAGGAGUACGUGACUAAGGCUGACACCAAGCGUGAAGGAUUCUGA
Necator americanus (New World hookworm) is the source of this 2865-nucleotide messenger RNA. RefSeq lists its product as uncharacterized. Lineage: Eukaryota; Metazoa; Nematoda; Chromadorea; Rhabditida; Ancylostomatidae. The record is from RefSeq and is a predicted model, not a curated record. Gene Ontology annotation, molecular function: microtubule binding. Gene Ontology annotation, cellular component: sperm flagellum; cytoskeleton; ciliary basal body. The transcript has 3 exons. Bases 1 to 2865 code for a protein of 954 amino acids.